AUGACGAGAUCAAUUAUUCUUUCUAAAUGGCCUUCUGAUGAAUGCUAUUACAUUUCCACACCACGUCCUUACGAAAAUAAAAGCGUUAGUUGGGACUGCGAAGCUGGAUAUUAUUGUCUCAGUCCGAGGAACUCAUCAAAAUUCCCAUGUCCUGAUGGAUUUUAUUGUCCAGAAAAUACACAGCCCGUUUAUUGUUGUGAAGGUUAUUAUUGUGAAACUCCAAAAACAAUCGAACUUUGUCCUGAAGGUCACUUCUGCGCCCUAGGAACUGUGGAUCCACCAUUUUGUCAUUAUAUGGCUUAUUGUCCACCCGGAUCAACAUCUGCUAAUAAUUAUUUUAUUGGAGUUUUAGUAGCGUUCUUAAUAUUAUUAAUCUUAGUAAUAUUCCAAUUCAAAAAGAGAGCAGAUGAUCAAAAGGAUAAAAAAUAUAGGAGAUUAUUAGAAGAACCCAGAUUUAAAAAUAGUGAAAAACCUUUAGAUCCCGUUUCACAAACAUUUGAUAUUAAAUUUGAAAAUUUAGGUUUGGUUUUACCUGAUGGCACCGAAAUUAUGAAGGGAGUUUCAGGAUCACUUAAUCAUGGCAGAACGUGUGCGAUCAUGGGACCAUCUGGUGCUGGUAAAACCACAUUAGUUUCCCUUUUGACGGGAAAAGCAAGAAAAACCAAUGGAAAAAUAAUUGUAAAAAAAUAUAAAGAUGGAAUAGAAGCAAAAGUCAACUCUAGACUAUUACAGAAAACUUAUUGGAUUCGUACCUCAAGAAGAGAACUAACGAUACGCGAAAUUUUGGUGCAUUCCGCACUAAUGCGUUUACCAACAGAAAUGAAACGUGAGAAAAAGAAACAAAAAGUUAUUGAUGUUAUUAAAUUUUUGGGAUUGAGUAAGGUAAUGGAUACCGCUAUUGGUGAUGAAGUAUCACGAGGUAUAUCGGGUGGUCAAAGGAAACGCACAAAUAUUGGAAUGGAGCUUGUAGCAGAACCAUCUGUCCUUUUCUUAGAUGAACCAACAUCAGGUUUAGAUUCAGCAACAUCAUUUGAUGUAUGUAAAUUAUUGAAAAGCAUUGCGCAUGAUCAAGGGAUAACAGUUGCAGCCGUUAUUCAUUCGCCAUCAGAAAAAUCUUUUAAAAUGUUUGAUGAUCUUAUGUUGUUGGGUAAAGGAGGAAUAGUUGUAUAUUCCGGACCACGGGAUAAAGCAAUGCAAUAUUUUAUUGAUAAUGGAUUUGUUUUUCCUGACGUAAAACCAGAAAACCCACCAGUUUAUAAUUUAAUCGAAAAAUAUCCUGCUUGUAAUUCAUGGGUAAAAUUCAAAGGAGCUUCAGCUUCAUCUAAUUAUUUUCAAGCACUAAUUAAUGAUUAUCAAGAUUAUCAAGCACCAACAACUAAUAAUUAUAGUUAUUAUCAAGAUCAUCAAGCACCUAAUAAUUAUUAUUAUCAAACACCACCAAUUAAUUAUUAUCAAGCACCAAUUAUUAAAAUUAAUCCUGAACCUGAACCUUAUGAUGAUAAUAGAUCACCAAAACUCGGAAAGGUGACAGGAUUUUCUGCAAAAAUUGAUACAAUUUAUCAAAAUAUUCGCGAUUCCCGUCGAUACGCGAAAGAUAUUGGAAAAGAAUUUUUUUAUUUUCUUAAAGGACUUAUUGUUUGGAAAGAUUCUGUUCGUUCAACGCCGAAUGUUUUUAUAUCAUUUUUACUUUUAUUUAAAAGAGCAUGUUUACAAAUAUAUCGAAACAGAACAAGAUUUUUGAUGGAUCUAUUAUUACAUCUUGGUUGUGGAACGUUUGUUUCUUUGGCAACAAGUGACCUUGGUUAUAUUGGACCAGCACCUGAUCCGAUGUGUUCUAUAACGCCUUAUCUUGAACUACCAAAUUUAUUUACAGCCAUGGGGAUAAUGUUUUGUGGUAUCAAUG
This is a messenger RNA of Diversispora eburnea, 1903 nucleotides long. NCBI's taxonomy places the organism in Eukaryota, Fungi, Glomeromycota, Glomeromycetes, Diversisporales, Diversisporaceae. The record is from the annotation of a GenBank genome assembly.